CAUAGAGUCCGAAGACGAAGAGUUGCAGUCCGAAGAGCCCGAAGACGAAGAAUUGCAGUCCGAAGACGAAGAAUUCCAGUUCGAAGAGCCCGAAGACGAAGAAUUGCAGUGCGAAGAAGAAGAAUUCCGGUCUGAAGAGCCCGAAGACGAAGAAUUGCAGUCUGAAGACGAAGAAUCGACAGAUGACGACGAGUAUCCGUAUACCGAUAUGGAUUCAAUCACAUCAAUGAUAAAACGCUUAGAGGUAUGCAUGCAGCAGCUACAUGCACAUGCUUGUAGUAAUCCGUUGAUUGUUUCUUAUUUUUGUUUCCGGUAUAAAUACCAAUGCAGGUUAUGGAGGAUGAAAUUGAGAAGAAGUUGGACAAUCUAAGGAAGGUGAAUGCAAGCCAAAACCUUGCUUGGACGAGAUAUGGACGCAAAGUAUUAUUCAAGAUGAAAGCUACAGUGUUGGAAUUUUCAAAGGCACAGAUGAAACCUGCUAAGGUGUUGGAUUUCGUAACGUCUGUUGUCGCUCUUGAUCUUCCAGAGGUAUGUAAAAGCUGGUUGCUUCAAAAAGCAGCUGAAAGGGACAUGGCCAGAGCAUAUCAUGAUGCUAAAAAGUCUUUAAAGAAAAACGAAGAGUGUGAAAAGUUUCACAUCAUGAGAUUACAAGAGCUACUAGGAGUUGAGUACCAAGAAGAUGGCGAGUAUGCAUAUACUGAUAUGAAUUCAUUCGCGUCCAUAAUGAAACGCUUAGAGGUAUGCGCUCAAUACACAUGCAUUGUUUCUUAUUCUUGUUUUCUGUACGAUACUAAUGCAUGUUUACUUACUGUAUUCUGUAUAGGUUAUGGAGGAUGAAAUUGAGAAGAUGUUGGGAAAACGUAAAUGAAAGUCGAAACCCUGCUUGUAAGAGAUACGGACGCAAAGUAAAAGAGUAAGAACGCAUUCAUGUAUAACAUUGAUAAGUUUUCUAUAUGUGUGUGCUACAUUCACUUACAUAAUAGGGCCAGUAUAAAGGAGUGAUAUACAUGGCUCUUGUAUUACUGUUUUCUGCCAGAUACCGUCUUUUUUACGGCUCCAACUGAGACUAAAAACUGAUCAAGUGAAGACAGUGUUUUCAUAU
This is a messenger RNA of Papaver somniferum (opium poppy), 1102 nucleotides long. RefSeq lists its product as uncharacterized. NCBI's taxonomy places the organism in Eukaryota, Viridiplantae, Streptophyta, Magnoliopsida, Ranunculales, Papaveraceae. The transcript has 2 exons. The record is from RefSeq and is a predicted model, not a curated record. The coding region runs from base 325 to 837 and encodes 170 amino acids.